Molecule: messenger RNA, 1539 nt
Organism: Sitophilus oryzae (rice weevil)
Lineage: Eukaryota; Metazoa; Arthropoda; Insecta; Coleoptera; Curculionidae
Gene: Fntb
Product: protein farnesyltransferase subunit beta
Exons: 9
Coding region: 142-1362 (406 amino acids)
Biological process (GO): protein farnesylation
Cellular component (GO): protein farnesyltransferase complex
Molecular function (GO): protein farnesyltransferase activity
Source: RefSeq, a predicted model, not a curated record
AAUUUUUUGUGCGGUGUGCGGUUAGGUAGAAACUGGUAGAAACAUUCUAUGGGUAGAAAUUUAAAUUUUUAAUAUAAACAGAUAUAAAUACUUGUGAUAAAUACUGUAAAAUCAGAGCUAGUAAAUAUCUAAUCAUUCAAAAUGGAAACGAUUCUAAAAAUAAGAAAUAUAAGCGAUAUAACAAAUAAGUUAACUCCACAUAAUAGUGAUUUAACCAAGACAACACGAGAACAAGUAACUGUGGAAAAGCUAAUUUUAAAGAAAUUCGAGGACCUACAUUCUUGUUUAAGGGUGAAUCAAAAUUUACCGGAGUUAUUUAAGGAACAACAUAUAAAAUAUUUGAAGGACAAUUUAUUUUAUUUACCUUCGAGUUAUGAGUCCUUAGAUGCCAGCCAAACUUGGUUAUGUUAUUGGAUAGUACAUCCUUUGUCAUUGUUAGGUGUAAAAUUAGAGGACAGUGAUAAAAGUAAUAUAGCAAAGUUUUUGGGAAAAAUUAUUUUUAGAUGCCAAAGUCCAGAAGGAGGAUUUGGUGGGGGUCCCAGUCAAAUUCCCCAUUUAGCAGCAACAUAUGCAGCUGUGAAUGCCUUAAUAAUUUUAGGAACAGAAGAAGCAUAUAAAAUUAUUAACAGGCAGAAAUUGUACGAAUUUUUACUAAGAGUUAAGCAACCGGAUGGAAAGUUUGCCAUGCAUACCGGCGGUGAGAUUGAUAUUCGAGGAGCUUAUUGUGCAAUAUCUGUAGCAAGUUUAACAGGAAUAAUGACCAAAGAGCUUGUAGAUAAUACAGCAGAAUGGAUUGUGAGUUGUCAAACUUACGAAGGGGGGUUUGCUGGAUGUCCAGGAUCAGAAGCUCACGGGGGCUAUACUUUUUGUGGUUUAGCAGCUUUAGUUAUUUUAAAUAAGGGCCAUCUAUGUGAUAAUCAAGCCUUAUUGAGAUGGCUUGUACAAAAGCAAAUGAAAAUGGAAGGUGGUUUUCAAGGUAGAGCAAACAAGCUGGUGGACAGCUGUUACUCUUUUUGGCAGGCUGGUGCAUUUCCUAUUAUUUAUUCCUUACUAGCAAAAGAUGGCCACAUUCUCCUUGACCAUUUGUUUGAUGAAAGGGCUUUGCAAGAGUACAUUUUGAUUUGUUGUCAGCAUCCCCAAGGAGGCAUGCUCGAUAAGCCAAGCAAGCCUAGAGAUAUCUAUCAUACUUGCUAUAGCAUAAGUGGUUUGUCGAUAGCGCAACAUUUUUUGAAUGAAAAGCAUGUCUUGGGAUCAUACAGAAAUGAGCUGGUUGUCACGCAUCCUUUAUAUAACAUUAGGCCUGAUUUGGUUGCCAAAGGUUUGAUAUAUUUCCGGAAUUUUAAUUCAGGAGGUUCAACGUGACGUUGGUGUAUCUUAAAAUUUGUUAUACUAUAGAACAAGAAUUUGGAUUUCUAUGGGGCAAGAAUUGUAACACUAAAUUGUAACACUAUAUUCCUUUAUUUCCCUGCAAAAUGAUAUUUUUUAGUUUUUAAGUUCUAUUGCAUUGUUUAAGUUUUAAAUAUACUCAUUAAGGAAUUU